CACCAUCUGAUAGCGCAGGUAGCGGCUGACAGCAUACUUCUUAGCUCCAGCCUCCUCCGUGUCGUACUUCUUUUGGAGCGCAUCCCAGACCAUCAUUGCGGUGUUCUUGCUAUCCGCAUAGUAGUCGUAGAGGUCGUCUGCCAGGCCGUUGAGGAUGUAGCCCUUGCAUAGGAAGUCAUGCUCCCUUUCCUUAGCAGCAGCAGUCCUCUCCUCAUCGGUCGCUUCUUCCGGCAGCUCGACGGGCAUGCUGG
This is a messenger RNA of Linum tenue, 251 nucleotides long. The record is from the annotation of a GenBank genome assembly. Lineage: Eukaryota; Viridiplantae; Streptophyta; Magnoliopsida; Malpighiales; Linaceae.